Molecule: messenger RNA, 678 nt
Organism: Eurytemora carolleeae
Lineage: Eukaryota; Metazoa; Arthropoda; Copepoda; Calanoida; Temoridae
Product: reticulon-2
Exons: 5
Coding region: 127-672 (181 amino acids)
Source: RefSeq, a predicted model, not a curated record
AUAUGUUGGCAGUUGUAACGUUGUUGGCAUUUAGAGAAAGGACGGAGUAGGCAAAUAUCAGGGAACCAGGACACAGUGCAGACCAGAACUCAACCAGGACCAGGACAACCGUAUAAUCAGGACAUCAUGGCUAGAAAUUUCGCAAAGAAGAAUAAAGCCCCCGUGGAUACGUCGAAUUAUUCAGCAGUAGGAAAGUUAGUGUACUGGGUGAACCCCCCUGUAUCUGCUGGAGUUCUGGUCGGAGUACUUGCAACCUUGAUCUCUCUCUCAUGGUUCUCAUCCAUCUCCCUUCUCUCAAACCUUCUCCUUCUCCUGGUCCUAGGAGGAGUAGGAUCCAAGAUCUAUGUUCAUCUAAUGGGAAUGCUGAAGAAACCAUGCAAGGACCCCCUGGCACAGCUGGCCGUAGUAGAUGUUUCAGUAAGCGAAGAAUGUGUCGCCGAAUUGUUAAAAUCGACAGCCGAAACAUUAAAUAAUACAACCAGUGAGUUGAGACGUCUGUUGCUGGCUGAGUCUUUGUAUGACUCCAUGAAGUUUGGUUUGGUUCUCUAUCUUCUCACCUUUGUCGGAGCCAUCUUUAAUACCCUAACUCUUGUUAUCAUUGGAUGUGUCUUUGCAUUCAUUCUUCCUAAGAUCUGUGAGGAUAAUCAGGAUAGUGUGGACGAUAUCGUCUGAAAAAUC